Tilletiopsis washingtonensis is the source of this 1297-nucleotide messenger RNA. RefSeq names its product ferredoxin reductase-like protein. The record is from RefSeq and is a predicted model, not a curated record. Gene Ontology annotation, molecular function: oxidoreductase activity. Lineage: Eukaryota; Fungi; Basidiomycota; Exobasidiomycetes; Entylomatales. The transcript has 6 exons. The coding region runs from base 58 to 1029 and encodes 323 amino acids.
CUCCGCCUCGCCGUCCCCGCACUCGCUCCUUCGCUCCGCACCACUUGCAUCCCGUGCAUGCCCAACAGCGACGCCGCACUUGCCACGCUCUCUGCGCUCCUCUCCUUUUCUCUCUGCCUCGCUGCGCUCCACGCCGCCGCCGCACGCCUUCCGCACAUCACGCCUCUCGCCGCCGCCGCAUCGGCCACCGCCAUCAUGGACCCCAACAUGAUCCUCGCCUUCAUCGUCGGCCUCUUUGCCAGUGCCGCCGUGCUGCUCUUCAUCACCGCCAACAAGGACAAGCCGGAGCUCGACCCCACCGAGUGGCGCUCCUUCAAGCUCAUGGAGAAGCACGAGUACAGCUCCAACACGGCGCUCUACCGCUUCCGCCUCCCGUCCAGCCGCUCCAUCCUCGGCCUGCCCAUCGGCCAGCACAUCAGCGUGCAGGCCGAGUGCGACGGCAAGAAGGUGCAGCGCUCCUACACGCCCACCAGCUCCGACGACGACAAGGGCUUCUUCGACCUGCUCAUCAAGACCUACCCCAACGGCAACAUCUCCAAGCACGUCUCUACGCUCAAGAUCGGCGACUCGCUGCAGGUGCGCGGCCCCAAGGGCCAGAUGCGCUACGGCCCCGGCCUCGCGAGCCACAUCGGCAUGAUUGCCGGCGGCACGGGCAUCACGCCCAUGCUGCAGAUCAUCCGCGCGGCCAUGAAGGACCCCAAGGACACGACCAAGAUCGACCUCAUCUACGCCAACGUCAAGGAGGAGGACAUCCUCUGCCGCAAGGAGCUCGACGAGCUGGCGGAGAAGAACGACAAGUUCGACGUGCACUACUUCCUCAACGAGCCGCCGCAGGGCUGGAAGGGCGGCGAGGGCUUCGUCUCCAAGGAGAAGAUCGAGGAGGUCUUUGCCGGCCCCAAGGACGACGCCAAGGUGCUGCUCUGCGGCCCGCCGCCCAUGAUCAACGCCAUGAAGAAGCACCUCGAGGAGCUCAAGUACCAGAAGCCCAACACCGUGUCGAAGCUGCACGACCAAGUCUUCUGCUUCUAAGCAUCUCGAGACGCAGACUCCGUUGCGCGCGCAGUGCUGGCCGCGCAUCGACAGUGGAGGACGGAUACCCGCGCCUGCGUGGAGGCAGCGCGCGCGCGAGAGACAUGCGGCGAUGCAGCAGCCGACAUGGUGCCUGAGAGAAGGCUUGCAACUGCCUCAUCUGUGACGCCGAUGCCAGGCUCACGCGAUAAUCAAAUGCCAUCGACGGGAUGCUCGACGGCAGACAGCAGCAGUGUCAAGAUGCUUGCGGAGUGUGAUAAGUUACAGG